GCGCGCGCUGUCAAGUGCUUCCAGGCGGCCAGCGACUGCGAGGACAAAGGAGAAGGGGUUAACGGUGGCCAAGCGGCCGCCAAGCAGAAGAAGAAGCCGCGGUGCGACUACGCUGUCGCCAUCUUGCGCGACGGCAAGAAGCAACGUGUGUCAGCGCGCAGCAACGUCCGCUACAGGGCGCUGGCGAAGCUGGUGCCGCCCACGUCGAAUACGGUCGAGGGGCUGUUUUCGUCGUGCAAGCUUAUCAUGACCCCGCACCGCAGCUGUAUGCUGCCCGCGAACUUUGAGACGAUCGCCUUUUUGCGCGUUAACCGGGAGAUGUGGAACGCUGCGUCGCUCAUCGAGCAAGGUGAGUAG
Messenger RNA from Phytophthora nicotianae INRA-310, 357 nucleotides. RefSeq lists its product as hypothetical. The record is from RefSeq and is a predicted model, not a curated record. The annotation marks the transcript as partial. NCBI's taxonomy places the organism in Eukaryota, Oomycota, Peronosporomycetes, Peronosporales, Peronosporaceae. The transcript has a single exon.